AAUUUUCAUAUUCAACUCCGCAUUUCUUCGUUCACAACCUUCUUUCAAGUAUGCAAUAUUUUCUUGCUUUUAAUCUUAAGAAAUAGAUGAUGUAUUUUAAAUAUUUGAGGGAAGUGCUUCGAAAUUUUAUGUCAAUUUUAUGAUUGGAGAUGGCGAUUGAGAUUGGUUUGAAGGAGGCAAGUAUUAGGAUUCAUAGAAAUGGUGGUUGAGAUUGGUUUGAAGGAGGAGAGGAUUAGGAUUCAAUGUAAAUGGAUGAGAGUUCAAUAUUUAAAAUUGAUAGAAAGGUUGACUUGGCGUCAUAGUAACAAUGUCAUGUAUUAAACGAGUAUGCCACAUGUCGAAUCAAUACUGAAUCACUUUGAACUGUGAAGAAGAACGCGUUGAAUGGAGCAUAAUCCUACAAAGUACAAACUGAAACUGGGUGAGUACAAUCUCUUUUCUCUUCACAAAUGUAUCAUUUCCUCAUUGCUAGAUUCACCCAUCAUAGGAUCCUUCACUCUACUGUUCUAUGCCGCAAUGCUUAUUCUCUUUUCUUCAAUUCUUGUUCUUUCUCUGUUUCUAACACAAACCACCAUCACCAAACCGACAACCUUACCUUGUCAAACCUCGUAAAUUCAUGCGGUCUGUCCCCUGAAACUGUCCUUAAACUCUCCAAAAGGUUGCAAACCAUAAACCCUAAUGGCCCAAAUGCUGUAGUUCAACUUCUCACCAACUAUGGUUUCUCUGAUUCCCAAUUACGUAGCUAUGUCAAGAAACAACCUUUGGUACUUUUAUCAGAUGCUGAAAAGACGCUUUUGCCAAAGCUCAAAUUUUUGCAAUCCAUUGGGGUUUCCACCACUGACCUCCCCAAAAUCCUAAUCGGAAACACUUUCUUUUUGUCAAGAAGCUUAGAGAAACACAUAAGGCCUCGUUAUGAGGUCAUUAGAAGCCUAGUUUCCAAUGAUAAAGAGGUGGUUUCAGCUUUGAAGUACGGGUCUUGGAACCUUCGCUGUGGUUGGGUUGUAAAUGAUGCAGUUCUCAACAUUGAGGUUUUGAGGAAGCAUGGUGUGCCUCAACCUUGCAUUUCCCUUUUGGUAUCCAAUUUUCCUGGUGUAGCAUUCACCAAGCAUUCUAUAUUUGUUGAGGCUGUUAAUUCAGUCAAGGAAAUGGGGUUCGACCCUUUCAAGUCGAAUUUUGUUUUGGCACUCCAGGUGUUUGCGAAAAUGAAUAAGGAUAUUUGGGAAUCAAGAUUUAAGAUUUUCGAGAGAUGGGGUUGGUCAAGAGAUAUGUGUCUUUCCGCUUUCUUAAAGUAUCCGCAAUAUAUGAUGAUUUCAGAAAAGAAGAUUAUAAAAGCAAUGAACUUCUUGGUGAAUGAUGUUGGUGUUAGCCCCAAAGAUAUUGUGAGAUGGCCUGGUAUGUUGAACCGCAACUUCGAGAAGACAUUUAUCCCUAGAUGGGCUGUUGUAAAAAUUUUGAGGUCAAGGGGUUUGGUAAAGAGUGAUUUACUCAUAAGUAGCAUUAUUUCGAUAACUGAGAAAAAGUUUUUGAAAAGAUAUGUAACCCGAUUUCAAAAAGAUGUGCCUCAGUUAUUGGAUGCAUAUAAUGGUCAGAUAAUUGAUCAUCUUGGUAUCCUCUAAACUUUGAAAGUUUGAAUUGGUUGUACUUGAUUGCAAAAGUUGAUCAUUCAUUUUUUUAUGAUUUGCAUAUAUAGCUUAA
Vicia villosa (hairy vetch) is the source of this 1695-nucleotide messenger RNA. RefSeq lists its product as uncharacterized. The transcript has a single exon. Bases 450 to 1616 code for a protein of 388 amino acids. Gene Ontology annotation, molecular function: double-stranded DNA binding. Gene Ontology annotation, biological process: chloroplast organization; regulation of DNA-templated transcription. Gene Ontology annotation, cellular component: chloroplast. The record is from RefSeq and is a predicted model, not a curated record. Lineage: Eukaryota; Viridiplantae; Streptophyta; Magnoliopsida; Fabales; Fabaceae.